AUGGCACUAAAGAAGAAACCAGAUCAGUCCGGGAAUUCGGGGCAGGACAAGAAGUCGGAGCCGCCUAAAAAAGUGGAACAACCCAAGAAAACAGAACAAUGUAAGAAACAGGCGCAGUCCAAAACACCAGAGCAGCUCAAGAAAUUGGAACCAUGCAAGAAAUUGGGGCAAUCUGAGACCUCGGGGCAACCCAAGAUACCAGAACAGCCUAAGAAGUCAAAGCACCUUAUGGAUUCGGAACAGUCUACGAAACCAGAACAGAAGCUGAAGAACCAAGAGCAGGAAAAGCCAAAAGAGGUGAAGAAAUCAGAACAAGCUGUGGGCCAGCUUGGUCCGCAGACUGCGUCAUGCCAAGCCCUCAUUCGCACAGCCUGUCCUCAAUAUCUGACGUCCGAGGAAUUUGAGCAGAUAAUUAGACAGUUCAAAAUUUGCCCCUGGCUGGAGAAUAAGCAGGUGUUAUGGAGCGGGUUGAUGAAGGAUCAGGUUCAAGAAUGGGCAGCUCAACGAGGGAUGCAGACGCUCACCACCGCCAUGGGACCAUUGAUGGACUCGGGCAAUCCCCUAUGCUUGCGACAAACGAAAAGCCCCUGCGCGUGGUCGAAGUAUAUCAAAGGAGCUUCCCUUGUCUUUGCGUGGCGUAUUUCUCAAGGCUCAUACACUACUGUCCUAACUCCGCCACCGCCAGAACGGUUUCACCCAGACGGAUUAACCAACUGGCAAGACAUAGAGGAGCCCGUCUUGAAGGGUCGUCUAGGCACUCCGACGUCAUGUGCAAUCUUGCUAGUUCAUCCAGCUGUCCAAGAAGCUCAAAACUUCCGCUAUCAGGUGUGGCCGGUAGACUACACACAUAAAUGGUUCAAGAAAUUCAAAGUCAAUCAAGCCUCGAUUCUCACCUGGAGAACUAUAUCUAAAUCAAGAGGUCAGUUCCUGUACUACUCAAUGUUCAGAUGUUAUACGAUGGCUGAUCAAAGUACAGCCCACACUUCAUGGAUGGUCCCUACUGACGAGCCACUCAAGUCGGCGGAUACGAUCAAGUUCAGCACCACACGCAAAGCCAAUGCCGUAACACUAGCCAGCAUAGCUUCGAGGGAUAAUAAUGCCUCCGCAGAUCCAAGAUGUUUGCUACAAAGUCAAGUAAACAUGCCUGAAAUUGGAUUGGGUGGAGAGAAGAGACUAGUUAUGCCACAAGUCACCAAAGCUUCAGGCACUACGAUGUCUCCUCCGGGCCCAACACUGUCUCUAAAAAACCAACAGAGCAGACGUCGAGUUGGAGUUGAUGCAGCAACUCAGACUAUCCAAGUGUCAUUCCCUGGGUCACAAAUCGUCAACGUCUCAAGCGAUGAAGCCCUAACCCCUGCUUCAGGAGGCCAGCCGCAAUGCCAAAAGAGCAUGGGCCAGACUAAAGCAGGUACAGAGACGAGGCCGGCCGUACCCAAGGUCAGUCAGGCUUCAAAUGAUGCGAUCACUUCCCAAGAUAGAUCUGAUACUCCGCAGAGUCUCCCGAAUAUUUCUCGAGCUCGCGCGAAUCAAGAGGCGAUUCAACUCAGUAGACCCGGAGAACCUGCAACGGGUCCAUCGUCUGCUGCGUCCAUUACAGAAGCUCCAUCAGCUUUCUUGGUGUGUCUGUAUUUGGCAAUUAUCGAGAUUAUUCUAUCGUUGCUGCUGCUUCUGAUUGGAACUGCAGUACAUCUUGGUUUGAUGCCAUGGAACAGGGCCAAGAUGAUGAAUUCAAAGGCUGCCAAGAAAGCUGCUAAGAAAGCAUCAAAACGGUUCAUCAAAGAACAGUCUUUGAGAGAAGCUCAAGAGGCACUGGAAUCUGCCGUGGCCAUCGGGAGGCUAUUCCACGAAGACAAACUAGUGGACGAACCUCAGGCAGCCUAUGUUGAUACCUCCAGCACCUUGAGCAACUUUUCAGCGCCAACAAUUACAGUAUCUGGAAUGGAUUUUGCUAGCCACGGUCUGCCUGGGUAUAAGAGGAAAGAUGAGAACAAAAGAAAGAAGGCGACGGCGGUUGCGAGCAUCACCGCGGAAGAUGCGCAAGUCACCGCACCCCAGCGCGCUGAGGAAGUCCUACUGGGUAGACUGAGAAAGAGGGCUUUGCAUGUAGUAUGUGUUGUGGCACAAAAUGCGAAGAUGUUCGAUGUCGAGCGUUUCCUAUUCAAUUAUUAUCCAGGGAACAUGAUAGAUCUUGCUACACAGAGACAUAUUUCAUUGCAGGUUCAAAUCAUUACAGUCUUGGAAGGUUCGGGCAACACACUCCUGAUGCCUCAUUAUCAUUAUGAGCCCAUCUCAUCGAAUCCGGAGCAACCCAGACACAAUUCCGACAUCGCCGAUCGACAUCAAUGCACCAGACCGCUGCGACGCCUCACGAUCAUGGCUCCUCCCGUCUCGAUGUCACAUCACGCAUCAGCUCACGAAAGCCAAGUCACCUCACCUCACCCAUCAACCGUCGGCCGAGCUAUUGUUCCACAAAACUCACAUCAUCGAGAGACGAUCCCUGGCUCUUCCCCUCUCUUCACAGGCCAAUCAAAGGGUGCAAGAGGUCUAGACAACGGGACGAUCACUGGCGUCAUUCAAGCCCUCCACAUCAUCCAAGUUCAGGGUCCUUUUCAGAGCGGGCAGCAAAUCGAGAGGGUGUGUUUGGAUGGAAAAGGGAUCAGCACCGCUUCACACCCUCUCACGCAACCCAUCUGGCUGGCGCAGGUGUCUGUCUUGUCGCAGUACACCGACACCGGUCCGUCUGCAUCAGACAGCUUCUGGCGUAGGAAGGAAAUUAUGCCACUUAAAACAGCGAUUGAGCGAGGCUGGAUGGGGACCACCCUCAGAGAGGAUGAUAUUUCCCGACCCUCCAUCUCAAAGGUCUUGAAUAUCGUCCGAGAUGGACACGAUAUUGUUGGGGCCGUCAUCAUCGCGGUACGGGGCGAGAUGUUACGGAUUCCAUGCAGACCGUGGAUCCAUCGCGCAUUUCCGGAGCCAAGUCCACAAAGCAUUGUUCUCUCCGAUAACGCAAGGACGGUGAGGGCAGAAGAAGACGCGCACAGCCUCGCGCGAACCUUGCCGCCACCCGGCCGAGCGAGCCAUAGACACACAAACACAGAGAGAAGAAACACACGCACUCAUACGCAGGAGAAGAGGGUGAAGAACAAGGUGGUCGGGGAUUUUACAGGCCAACCAGCCAGGCAGACCCAGCCCCUACAGCAUCUAGGGACCCUGCCAACGACGCAGAUUAUCACAGUUACCGACCUCGUUUUCGCCAUCUUCUUCUGGUUUAGCAGUUUAAGUCUGUGCCGCUCCUCAUAUCCACUGGCGCUGGCAGCGGACGCCCCUCCAGGGCAAGUAAGUCCCUUUCAAGUUUCCCAACAACAGCGCAGUACACGUACACGUAUGCGUAGAACCCACAGAGGCGAGUUUGACAUGUCUUGUUCCAAGGCAAAGGCAAACUAG
Colletotrichum lupini is the source of this 3444-nucleotide messenger RNA. RefSeq lists its product as uncharacterized. NCBI's taxonomy places the organism in Eukaryota, Fungi, Ascomycota, Sordariomycetes, Glomerellales, Glomerellaceae. The transcript has 13 exons. The record is from RefSeq and is a predicted model, not a curated record. Bases 1 to 3444 code for a protein of 1147 amino acids.